Saccostrea cuccullata (small rock oyster) is the source of this 2855-nucleotide messenger RNA. RefSeq lists its product as uncharacterized. The transcript has 16 exons. NCBI's taxonomy places the organism in Eukaryota, Metazoa, Mollusca, Bivalvia, Ostreida, Ostreidae. Gene Ontology annotation, molecular function: protein binding. The record is from RefSeq and is a predicted model, not a curated record. The coding region runs from base 330 to 2804 and encodes 824 amino acids.
ACUUCCGGUAGCAUUGUAGCAACAAUAAACAUGAUUAUUUUUACAAGUGUUUGGUAGGUUAUAGGCGAAUAUUGUAAUGAAAAUGACAAAAGACAGAUGACCUGAUAGUAAUGUUCAAAAACCUGCUGUGAAAACGUUUUAUCAGCUGCUGUAAGUUUGUUAUACGGCGACAGACUUCACGAUUUAUCCACACGUGAACGUUGGUAGAUUGUCUACUCAAUGAUGUGCAGUGAGCCGAAAGGAGGACUUCUUUUGUUUUAUGACAGAAAGUGACAGAGAUUGUGGACUGGCAACAUUAUCUAAACUAAAGUGAAAUACAACAGGUGACGAUGCCUGGUCAGUUCAGAUGUGCGGGGGACAUCCUCUUCACUGACCACCCCCCGAUCCCUGGCCAGAUCUCAGACGUCCAGCUGAAGCAGUUCUCGGAGACCAGUAACUUCUUACAGUGUCUUGAGCCACUGACCACAGACAAGCCAUUCUUCUUCGCUCAGAUACGAGCUCUGUCUAACAACAGUAAGAUCAGUAUCGGGAUCGCGGGUCCUGACAUAGCUGAGGACGGGACGCCGGGUCACUGGAUCAACACAGUGGGAUACAGUAGUGAGGGCAUCUGUCGAACCUCACACAACGAAAUUGCUAACACAUACGGAGCCAAGUACAGCAUAGGUGAUGUCUUUGGAGUUUUUGUCAGCCAUUUUGGAAAGCAGAUGUCCACUGUGAUUUUUAUUAAGAACGGACAACCUGUAGCUACAAGGUUACAUUUUGAACCUGACCAUAAAAAGUUUUUACCAACCAUCACCUUGGAGAAUGGACCGAUUGACCUUGGAAUUAUGUGGCCCCAGGCGGUGAUGGUGAAGCCCCAGUUCUCAGAUAAAAACAUGAUUCAGUGGAUUACCUCCCCUGGUGUGAGUUACAAUAUGGCCGACAACAUGUUUGUUUUCAACCCAGACACGGAAAACCAGGGUACAAUACAGAGCCCCACUUCUCUCUCCAGAGAAUUUGAACACUAUGAAGUCGUGAUCCAGAAAGUCUCAGAGUCAGGGGCAGGGCCAGCUGUUGGCAUAGCAACCUGUAGUUUACUGAAGCCAACGCCCACAUGUAAAGCUCUGGUUGACUUCUUCAGGCUGUUUGCUGAUGGGAAAAAUGUAAAGCUAUCUGAGGGUCAGAGGGUGGGGAUAGGAGUCCACUACCCCAGGGACGUACGGGAAAAACAGGACCAUGACGACAAAACUCAGCAGCUGGUCCUGGUGUUUGUGACCCUGGAUACCAAGAUCGGGUACGCCAAAGUCGUCGUACAGCCAGAAGGGGGGUUCUUCCCGAUGGUCGUCCUAAAUAAAAACGGUUCCAAGGUAACAGUUGACGUGACAACGAAUCGUAAAAUUGAGACAUAUGAGAACUUGGAUCCGAUGUUUGAGGAGCAUUUAGAGGAGGCUAACAGACUACUGCUGAAUGACAGUCUAAAAAGACAACUGAAGCAUGAGAUGUUCAGGAAGUCGGAGCAGUUGAAGAUCGAGGUCAAUGAACAGACGGCUAUGGUGGACCUGAGUAAGCAGUUCUGUCGAGUAUGUCUGUCUAAAGACGCCAUGGGGAUCCACCUCAUUCAGUUCAGACAACCCCUGACCAAGGGCAGCCCUUACUUCUGUAUAGAGAUCAGGAAACUCAAUGAGGACUCAGUACUUACAAUAGGCCUGGCAGACUCUAAAUUCCCCCUCAACAAGCACCCAGGAAAGGUCCCCGAGUCUACAGGGUACUGCUCCAGAGAUGGGAAAUUAUACUACAACAAACAACACGAGGGGCACUCACAGGGGGAGAGAUUUGGAGAGGGUGACAUGGUUGGUGUUGAGGUGUCAAACUUUGGCAGAAAACAUCCUGUCGCUCUGUUUUCUAAGAACUGGCGAGGGAUCGACACGCGUUACGUCACCAUCCUGGACCAGGAUCAGAUUUUACCGACGGUGGCUGUGUGUGGUAACGGAUACGACGUGGAAAUCGACAUCUUCUGGCAGAACCAGUACUUAAAAGGGCCGCCAUUUAAUGAACAUAACCCUCAGGACUGGUGUUACCCUAAAGAUGUUACUGUUGACAGGAAGAACCGAAUAUUUACAGCCCCGGAACACAACGAACCUAUCCUUAUACAGUCCCCACGACCUUUUGACCCCGAGUCAAAUUACGACUACUUUGAGGUACAGAUCCUGGAUAAGUUUGGUAAGGAGGCAGGUGCCCCACCCCCAGGGAUCGCCCUCAGCUCCCCGUGCUCCCAGGAUAUUACCCCCGGGUCGUCUUCCAAUUUCAGACAAGAUUACGUCAGAUUUCUUGCCGUAGAUGAAGCUGAGUCCAGUGUUUCUGUUGGAGAUAAGAUAGGGUGGGGAGUGAUUUUUCCUGACAGUGAACUAAAGAAACAGGAGGACCGCCUUAUAAUCUGUUAUCUGUGUAUAAACCUGACUGUGGUACUGACACGUGUCAUCUAUGAGCCCCCAGGAGGAGUUUAUCCAAUCAUAAUGCUUCCCAGGAGUGCCAAUCGUGUGAAGCUAGGAACUAUAAUCCAUAUCCACACACAUCCCAUAACUCCUGAUGUCCAAAGCGAGCUAAUCCAGGAGGCCAAAGAUCUCAUCGCGGAGGAAAAGCGGGUCACAGCAGAAGGGGGCGACCCACAUGAAAUGAACAUUGAUAAAAAUCUUUUUAAAGCAUUUGUGCUAGAAACUCCAGAUCCAAAACAGGACAAUAAAAACCCGGCAAAAGUAGCCACUGUAAUCAUGGCAGCCAAUGCCUUCCAGCGGAAAAAGAAAUCCGUUAGUUGUGUGUUGCUAUGACAAUGACCUUGAUAGGUGACUGAUCCUUAAGUGCAUUAAUUAGAUUGAUCC